Messenger RNA from Naegleria lovaniensis, 2415 nucleotides. RefSeq lists its product as uncharacterized. The record is from RefSeq and is a predicted model, not a curated record. The coding region runs from base 1 to 2415 and encodes 804 amino acids. Lineage: Eukaryota; Heterolobosea; Eutetramitea; Acrasida; Naegleriidae. The transcript has 2 exons.
AUGACGCAAAAUACAACCUCAGAAGAAAAAAACAAUCUCACCAACGUGAAUUGUCCAACCCAGAUCAUCAUGAUGGGUCAAACGAUGGAAAGAGACGCUCCGAAUAUGGAUGCUCCACUUGAAAACAUUGACGUCAAUCAAAUAAGCGAUGGUUUGGAAGACAUUACGAAUUUUCAACAUCAAGAAUUAAAUUCAUCACAACAUACAACCAUCCCAAACCAAGGGCGAGAUAGUAAGGAAACACCUGGCUCUGUCAAGCUACAACCCGUACAGGUUAAAAACGAGUUCUUUCAAGGUUCAAAUACGAAAGCUCUUUCAAAGAAAUCAGAGCCCUAUCAACCAACUCCUCGGCAACUAAAAUCGCUAGAUAAACUCUCGGUACUUCCGCAAUGGAGAGUUGAUUUACAAAAUAAGAACAAGGAAGAAAUUGAGUUUAGAAAUCGUUUAAAGGAGAAGUACAAAACUGAGAUGUAUGGAUCAUGCGACGGCUAUUUGAAGAAACUUCAAGAAAUCCACGAAACAAAGAAAAGCAUUUCAAAAUCUUUCACAGCUUCAAAAAAACCAGCGUAUGUACCUGAGGGAAAGUAUGUACCACCUCCAAAACCAAAGAAGACAAUCGAGGAAGACAAACUGGUAUUUAAGAAACGAUUUGAAUACAAUCAAAAGGUAGCUAAGGUGAUUUUGGAAGAUAAUUUGAAAAAAUCAGAACGCAUUAAAAUAGAAAAACAAAAAGAGCAAGAAAGAUUGAAGGAAGAGGAGAGAAAAAAGAAGGAGAUGGAAACCGAGAGAAAGAAAAAAGAAACUGAGGAGAGAAGAAAGCAAUUGGCUCAGAUGAAGGAGAAGAAGCCACCUGUGUCAGGAGAAGAGCUGCACAAAGCAAGAAUGGAGAAAUUAAGACAAGAGAAGUUAAAAGUGCUGGCCAAGAAAAAAGUGGACAUUCAGUAUCCAGUAAUGAAAAAACUUGCAAGCAAGAAGAAAUUGGACACAACAAACACUACCGAACAAAAAGAGCGUGUCGAGGAAAAGAAGAACCAACUUGGAUCCUCGGAGCUAAUGGUUUCGAGCUCCGAACUCACUGCCAAAAGCUCCAUUCAAAACAAUGAGGCAGAACAAACUGUCAAAGAUCUUGAAAUGCCAAAUUGUGAACAACCAGAGCAGCAAGAGCUCAAUCAACCUGUACAUAAUAUUGAGGAAGAUAAUGAGGUAGAGUACGAAUCGUUGGAUGAGGAAGAGACAGAGGAAUUACAUGAUGUCCAUGAGGUUGAGAAUGAUGAAACCAAGGAAAGCAACCUGGAUCACACCUCUAUUCCCCAGCAAGAAGACAAACCUCAAACAGUAAUUUCAGAUAAUGUUAACGGUAACAACGUUUGGGAAGCUGACCAUAAUAUAUCUUUGAAUUUGUCAGAUGACGACUUGAGCGAGGAUGAAUGUGAUGAUGGUUCUGAGCACGGGAAUGAUGAGGAUAUUCAAUCUCCAAGCCAUACCAAAGAGCCAAACGAUAUUUCAGGUGACAGACCACUUGACGAAACUGACUUGAUUGCUAAAAAGAUAAUUUCAGAGUUAGUGAGUCAUUACGAAGAAAUCCAAGGACACAUACAAAAAUGUUUUGCAACUUAUGCUAAUGAUAUAUUUGAUCAAGGCUUGCUUAGUAGUGAUGAAUACAGCAACGUGUUCUCAGGCUUGGGAACUGUUCGUAGUGCGGUUGCCAACAUGGUUAGUGACUUAAAAACAGCCAUGGACUCGUGUGACAACUCGUGUGAUAUUUGGGAGAGUUCCAAUAUUGAAACAAUGAAGGAAGUGUAUAUUACGUACAUUAGAUCUCUACCCUUGGCUCUGGAAACCAGUUUAACAGCAUUCCGACAAACCCCUAAAUUCCAAUCUCUGGUUAGCUCUAAAUCAAAUGAUUUGUUUUUCUAUUUAAUGAUUCCUGUUGAAAUGAUAUUUUCACUCUCUAAAACUGUGCAAGACCUUGUACGCUACCGACCAUAUGAUGAAUCCGUGAAGUCAAUGCUGGCAUGUAUUGAAGAUUUACAAACCAUUCGAAUCGAGAUUACAGACAGUAAUUACUCCACUUUCAAGGUUUUGGAGCUUUAUAACAAACUUAAGACGACAGAAAUAUUAUCCAAAAAGCGAAACCUCCUUAAAGAGGGAGUGUUAUCGACGGAAGCUGAUUCCCAUUCAGUUUUCUUAUUUUCUGACAGCUUAGUUGUACUGACUCCAUCCAAGCAUUGGUUUAUUCCAUUUAAAAUUACAGAUGACAUUACUGGAGAGUACAAUGUGGUUGUAACGAAAGAUUCCGAUGAAAAUACUCUUGAAAUUGAUGAGCAUGAGGUUUCAUUCCAUGUGCGCUAUAAAUUCGAUAGCUAUGCUCAGGUGAAAGAGUGGAACAAAGCAUUCAAAGCUUGUCUCGAGUAA